AUAUAGAAGUCUGUGGUGCACCAGCAUCAGUUGUAUGUACAUAAAUUAGUCAAUUAGUCAUCACAAAAGAUCCCGAUUGUUGCCGUUAUGUAUCACACGGACUGGAUUAAAGUAUUUCAUGGUUGAUCGGCCAGAAACACAUUACUGUCUGGAAAUAAAAACACAAAGGAAUGUUGACGCAGGUUACGAAGGAUGUAAUAGUUUUCCGUUAGAUCGUGCAAUCCUUUUUUUUGUGGAAUGGUCAGCCUACUCCGAAACUCGAAUAGAUCCAGCAGCGGAGCAGUGUUCUUGGAUGCAUCUGUCAAUAUGGAUGAUGACGAAUACCUGACGCCUGUGUUCAAUCCUCAAGAAGAAGGGUACUUUCAUAAAUUGGAAACUGUUCCCAUUGCGUUGGUUCCUCUCAUACUUGGUCUUUGUUUAGAGAUCACAGGGAUUAUAUUUGUAUGCGUGUGGCUAGAAGAGCAAACUAAAUGCGAUACUUAUUUUAUAUAUUUGUAUCUUCAUUGCGCAUAUUGGUUGAUAAUUUUGAUAACGGAUCACUUGAUCAAAAAGAAACACCAUCAUUUACGCAUUUAUGGAUACCUGGAGUUUUAUCAGAUGACGUAUCGGCCUGUAAGGGCUCCCCUGUUCAUAGCCUCAUUGUGGGUUGUGUGUUAUCUAUUUUUGGCCAUUGUUCUGCAUCAUACGCAUAAAUUAAAUUACGAGGAAUACUGUCGAGCAUCGGAGUGGUUUACUCCAUUGAAUUAUAUUUUACUUUUAACAACGUUGGAGUUGCUGAUUAUAGUGCCAGUAUAUGCACACUAUAUUAGAAAAGUUUUAACGUUCAACCGUUUGCGUCCGAAACCGGACGUCAUACGAGAGGAAUGGUUGUCGUCUUUUACCUAUGUUAGUUACGCUGCCAGGCUGGGAAUAGAUUACCAUCGUACCGAUUCACACAUAGAGGAGUUGCUAGAGAAACAGGCAGAUUUCAUAAGAUACUUUACGGAUUUUUAUAAUACUUUCACAAGUAAAGUGGAGGUUACUCGUUAAUUGUGCGCAUCGAUAACAGAAACAGAAGAGAACAGCGAAUCAGAUGUAGCACUAUUUUAUGAACGAUGCAAUGAUUUAGAUCAAAAUAAUCUGUAUGUACAAAUCGUAAAUAGUAAGAAGGAAGUACGUUCGUUUAAUUCAUGCAAUCUUGGAGAGUUCGAUUUUAUACGGUUUACGUUCACUGCAUCUUCUGUGCGGUGUAUAUGAGAUUUUUCACAAUAUUCUAUAAUUUCUGUGAGAAAAAUGUACAUACGUAAGUGCAAUUCGAAUAAAAGAAAUAAUAUAUCAUCGUUAUUUUGUUGAUGCAACAAGUAGUCAAUACAAACUGUGAUAUUUUCGUGAA
This is a messenger RNA of Megalopta genalis, 1372 nucleotides long. Its product is annotated as transmembrane protein 192. Gene Ontology annotation, cellular component: late endosome; lysosomal membrane. NCBI's taxonomy places the organism in Eukaryota, Metazoa, Arthropoda, Insecta, Hymenoptera, Halictidae. The record is from RefSeq and is a predicted model, not a curated record.